This is a messenger RNA of Gongylonema pulchrum, 579 nucleotides long. NCBI's taxonomy places the organism in Eukaryota, Metazoa, Nematoda, Chromadorea, Rhabditida, Gongylonematidae. The record is from the annotation of a GenBank genome assembly.
AUGCAGGCGGCGAUGUGGAUCAGUUUUGUUGAUGCAUUUUGUCCGAAAGUAUCGUACAUCCUGAAAAUGGACGAUGAUGCAAUGAUCAAUUACUUUGCUCUUGUACAAAUGCUACAGGCACGAAGCAAUCUCACUUCUCAGCUGGUAUUUAAACCCAAAACAUUGGCUUGCAUGGUAUCUUCGGACAAUGCUGUUGCGCGUUGCGGCUCCAAAUGGGCAGUGAUGAAAGACGAGUACCUAGAAGAUUCAUUUCCGCCAUACUGUAUUGGAUGGUACUAUCUGUUAACCAGUGACUUGAUCAAGCCGAUUCUCCGCGAGCUCCCUUACUGCACUUACUUUUGGAUCGACGAUGUGCAUAUCACAGGACAUAUUGCACAAAGAGCUCAGGCGCAUUUCGAGAACUGGACCAAUACAAGCAUGAUGACUAAUCCUAAAAGCAGCGCAAUGAUCGAUGGCCAUGUGAUAUUCAUGCUCACCAAAUCGGUGAAUGAAAGGAAACAAAUAUGGGCAAAGCUUCGACGAAAAUAUGGGCAUGAUGAGCAGGAAAGCGGGAAAACAACCAUCCAGAAAUUUCGGUGA